AACUGAUCUUUUGUGUCUUUGAUUUUUAUCCAUAUCCUAAUUCUUCAUACAUUCCUUCCCUUCUGCCAUUUCAGGAACCUAAAAAACAAUGGCUUCAAUCAGUGUUUGUGAGCGUUUGGGUGAAUCUCUAGCUACUCAUCCACAGCAGGCAAAGUCUAUCUUGUCAAGGAUUGAAAGCCUCGGAAAGGGUAUUCAUAAGUCUCAAAAGCUGCUCUCGGUUCUCGAUAAAGAGGCCGGAAAUCAAGCACUUGAUGGGAUGGUGGUGGAGGUCCUCAGGUCCACUCAGGAAGCUGUAGUGUCGUCUCCAUUGGUUGCCCUUGCCAUUCGUUCAGCUCCUGGAGUUUGGGAGUACAUUGCUCUGGAGUUCCAAAAGCUUUUUGUGGAGGAAAUGCCCGUUGCUGAGUAUCUACGGUUGAAGGAAGAACUUGUUGAUGGAAGCUCCAAUGGCGAGUUUAUGUUGGAAUUGGACUUUGGUGCAUUCAAUAAUUCUGUUCCUCGUCCAUCUCUUUCAAAGUCCAUUGGUAAUGGCAUGGACUUCCUCAACCGCCACCUUUCUGCCAAGCUAUUUCAAGACAAGGAGAACUUGAACUUGUUGCUUGAAUUUCUCCAAAUUCGCUGCCAGAAGGGAAAGGGUAUGCUGUUGAAUGACAGAAUCCAAGAUGUGAAUUCCCUCCAACAUGCAUUGAGGAAGGCCGAGGAGUAUCUGACUCCUCUAUCGUCGGAUACCCCGUACUCAGUUUUCGAGAAAAGGUUUCUGGGGAUUGGUUUGGAGAAGGGAUGGGGCGAUAAUGCUGAGCAUGUUCUUGAGAUGAUCCAUCUUCUAUUGGAUCUCCUUCAGGCACCUGAUCCUGUCGCACUUGAAAGCUUCCUUGGAAGAAUCCCAUUGGUCGCCAAUGUUGUAAUCAUGACUCCCCAUGGAUACUUUGCCCAAGACAAUGUUUUGGGAUACCCUGACACAGGUGGUCAGGUUGUUUAUAUCUUAGAUCAAGUUCGUGCCUUGGAGGAAGAGUUGCUUCAUCGUUUCAAGCUGCAAGGACUCGACAUUACCCCACGUAUCCUAGUCAUUACUCGGCUCCUCCCUGAUGCUGUAGGAACAACUUGCGGACAGCGUCUUGAGAAAGUGUAUGGAACCAAGUAUUCUGAUAUUCUUCGGGUACCCUUCAGAACUGAGAAGGGAAUUGUACGUCCAUGGAUCUCACGAUUCAAAGUCUGGCCUUACCUGGAGACUUACACUAAGGAUGUUGCAGCUGAGAUCACCAAAGAGUUCCAGGGCAAGCCUGAUCUGAUUGUUGGGAACUACAGUGAUGGAAACAUUGUUGCUUCUUUAUUGGCACAUAAGUUUGAUGUUACACAGUGCUCUAUUGCUCAUGCACUCGAGAAGACGAAAUACCCGGAUUCAGACAUUAACUGGAAACAGCUUGAGGAUAAGUAUCACUUCUCCUGUCAGUUUACUGCUGAUCUUAUUGCUAUGAACCAUACUGAUUUUAUCAUCACCAGCACCUUCCAAGAGAUUGCUGGAAGCAAGGACACUCUCGGCCAAUACGAGAGUCACAUUGCUUUCACUCUUCCAGGUCUCUACCGCGUUGUUGAUGGGAUCGAUGUUUUUGAUCCCAAAUUCAAUAUUGUCUCCCCUGGUGCUGAUAUGAGCAUAUACUUCCCUUACACGGAAGAGAAGCGGAGGUUGAAGAAGUUCCACCCGGAGAUUGAAGAGCUUCUUUACAGCCCUGUUGAGAAUACAGAGCACUUAUGUGUACUAAAAGACCGCAACAAGCCGAUUCUGUUUACCAUGGCAAGGUUGGACCGAGUGAAGAACUUAACUGGGCUCGUAGAGUUCUAUGCCAAGAACAGCCGGCUGAGGGAACUGGUUAACUUGGUUGUAGUAGGUGGAGAUAGGAGAAAGGAAUCCAAGGACUUAGAAGAAAAGGCUGAAAUGAAGAAGAUGUAUGAACUUAUCGAAAAAUACAAGUUGAAUGGACAAUUCAGAUGGAUAUCGUCCCAGAUGAACCGUGUGAGAAAUGGUGAACUCUAUCGUUAUAUUUGCGACACCAAGGGAGCAUUCGUUCAGCCUGCUAUAUACGAGGCUUUUGGCUUGACUGUUGUUGAGGCAAUGACCUGUGGACUACCAACAUUUGCAACAUGCUACGGGGGCCCUGCUGAGAUUAUAGUUCACGGAAAAUCGGGGUUCAACAUCGAUCCUUAUAACGGUGAUUUGGCUGCCGAGACCCUUGCCAAUUUCUUCGAGAAGUGCAAAGCGGAUCCAUCUUAUUGGGAUGAGAUCUCCCAGGGAGGGUUGAAACGCAUACAGGAGAAGUAUACAUGGCAGAUUUACUCCGAGAAGCUAUUGACUCUCACCGGAGUUUAUGGCUUUUCGAAACAUGUAGCUUACCAGGAGCAACGUGGGCGCAAGCGUUACAUUGAAAUGUUGCAUGCAUUGAUGUAUAACAAUCGGGUCAAGACUGCUCCACUAGCUGUUGAGUAAAGAAAAAGCAAAAGGCUGCUUGGAAACUAAGGAAUUUCCAAGAAUGAUUACUAUUGAAGUUUUAUUUUUGCUUCUUUUUUUUCAAUUUGGUAAAUGUUUAAUUUCAACUUUGGGGUUUCCCCUUGGAAUGUUUUGAACUCUGGUUUUGGUCCCAUUGAUUGCAAUAAAGUUUUAAUUUCUCUUGAA
Gossypium raimondii (Peruvian cotton) is the source of this 2665-nucleotide messenger RNA. Its product is annotated as sucrose synthase. Lineage: Eukaryota; Viridiplantae; Streptophyta; Magnoliopsida; Malvales; Malvaceae. Gene Ontology annotation, molecular function: sucrose synthase activity. The transcript has 10 exons. The coding region runs from base 89 to 2479 and encodes 796 amino acids. Gene Ontology annotation, biological process: sucrose metabolic process. The record is from RefSeq and is a predicted model, not a curated record.